Messenger RNA from Schistosoma spindalis, 2557 nucleotides. NCBI's taxonomy places the organism in Eukaryota, Metazoa, Platyhelminthes, Trematoda, Strigeidida, Schistosomatidae. The record is from the annotation of a GenBank genome assembly.
GCAGUUUCGACCUAUAACGGUACGGUCGUCACCUCGUUAAUUGACAUACAGUGGCAAUUAGUUGUUUUCUUUCUGGUUAACAUGCUGUAAAUGAUCUUUUGCUGAGCGUCUCUGGGCUAAGUGACAUUUGAUUACAAAAUGGAUGAAAUUAAUAGAAGUCUAGUAAAUAUAUCAACAAAUGAUAAUAAAGAACUACCUGUCAUGUGGAUAAGACAGUUAAUUUCAAAGCUUAAUAUUUCUCCAGCUAUUCGAAAUGAACCUUUAUUUGAAGAAGCUGUCAAUGAGUUAGCGUUUUCAAAUCUCGAAAACUUGUCGUCCUCAGUGUAUCAGUUACGGACCGUUCGCGAUGUUCUAAAAAACAAGAUUAAAUCGUUGGCUGCAGAAAAUUACCACAUUUUUAUAGAUACCAAAGAUGCGAGUCAGAAUAUCUUGGAGAAGACUUCAGAAAUGUCAACCGCCAAUCAAGCUUUUCUAUCACAAAUUACUGAGUUUACACAAUGCUGUAGUGAUAUCCUAUUAAGGGCUCGUUUAACUGAAGUCUCUCUUCAAAAGAAUAGAAGUGCUUUAGAAAAUCAUACACAGGUAAACCUUUUUUCCAUUUUUAUUGUCAUUGAUCAUCAAGUUACUGGAAAUAAUUGAACUCCCACAGCUAAUGCAAACUUGUGUGCAUAAUGGUCAUUACGAUGACGCAAUAUCUAUUUUUGCUUAUACUAAGACGUUGUUCAGUAAAUAUGGGUCAAGGUACUCAGUUUUACGUAUGAUUUAUUCACAAGUGUCUGCUGUUGCUUCACAGUUUGUUCAUCAGUUGUAUAACCAGUUGAGAGCACCUCUAUCUCUUUCCUCGUGUAUCAAGACCGUAGUAUUUCUUCGUAGAACAGGACUAUUAAGUGAACAAGAACUGCGGUUGAAAUUUCUGCAGACACGGACAAAUUGUCUUAAGAGUCAAAUCAACUCAUCUUUAUUGGCAUGUACACCAAAGGAGUUAGCUGGAGUAGAUAAGCGGGAAAAGCUGUCAGGAUUUCUCCCUUUUAAAGAGUCUCAUGAUAAGUCGUAUUGGGUGGCUACACGACGUAUUGAAGUGACACGUGUACAUCUAUUUGACAUAGUCACACAAUAUCGAGCGGUAUUUCCAGACGAAGAUGGUAUUCUUCCACAAGGAGUGAAAAUUCAAGGAAAGUCACUACUAUCCAAAUACUCGGGGAAUCCAGUUUACUCAAUUAAUUUAUUAAAGGGAUCUAAAAAUAUGGAUUAUUAUGAAUCCAGUCCAAAUUUGUUACAUGCUUGGUUGGUUAAUCAAGUGGCAGAAUUUCUUAACAAUCUCUGUAGCGACCUCCAAACUAUGAUGUAUCAACCUAAAUGUACUCCACAAGAGCUGACAGAUCGUCUGUUAAGAGCUACUGCAACAGACUCUAACAAUUACAAAAAUAAAUCAUUUAGAAAUAUUUGUUUAGAGACUCUAUUCACUCAGGUGCAGUCAUUAAUAUCACAAUCAAUGUACUUUGGACGAUCAUUUCAUCGGAUAGGCUGUGAUUUCAGACCACAUUUGGCUAACCUUUUUUGUUACCAAAUUGAGUCAUUUAUCAAGAAUUAUAUUGACAAUAUUGUAUCGGAAUUUAAAUUUGUACUUGCUAAUUGGAUUUGGCGAAUUCCAUCUGAUGAAAAUGUCCAGAUUAAUGGAACGACUCAUGAAGAAGUAAACAAAAAUGCACUGAAUUCCUUUACAAAACUAACUAAUAUACUGCUAGAAUUUCCUCCACUAAUACUGCUUUACAAUCAUUUUGUUGAAUUAUUUCAUGGAUUAAAUAUCUGUUGUCCAACUGGUUUGAAAAACAGAAUUAUUAUUAUUGUAUCAAAUGGUUUACAUGCUUGUUCAUUAUCUAUAACAGAAAUUUAUGAUAAUUUAAAAGAACAACAAACUGAUAAUUGGUUAAAUAAUGAUGUUUAUGGUUUAGCUAAUGCAUUUUGUACAUCAUUAACUUAUUGUAUUUUGGCAAAUUUAAUUAAUUAUUUAUUUGUUGAAGAGAUUGAUAACGAUGUUCAAAUACCAAAUUGUAAUAAUAAUGAUAAUAAUAAUCCUAUGUUAUUACAUCGUCCACUUUUAUCAAGUUUAUGUCAAAUAAUUUGUACACCUAUUUAUAUAAAAUGGUCAAAUUUACAACCAUCAAUAUCAUCAAUUAAACCUGCAUUAUUAAUUAAUAGUUCCGAUAAUAAUCUUAAUCUUAUUUCAUUAACAAAUACUGAAAAGGAAACAAUAGAUUCUUUUGUGAAUAGUACUUCAAAUGUUGUUACAAUGUCAUUAGGUAAACAAGUCAGUGUAAGUGAUACAUCCGAUGAUCAUAUUGAAAUUGAUACAAUGAAUAGUUUAUCUUAGUGUGUAUAAUACUUAUUCUUUUUAUUUUAUUACAUUCUACUGUUGUUAUUUGUAUACACGACUUCAUUUAUUUUUGUAUAUUUCAAAUUAUUCUUAUCUGUAUUCAUUUUACGUUCAAUUUUUUUUAUGAGUUCGUUGUUUUGGAUUGUAUUAGCUGUGAUAAUAAAUAAUACAAACAGUUAUAGU